GGCGAGGUCCGUGAUGUCCCACGUUUCAGCCUUUUCUACAUUUCUUUUGGGCUUGAACUGAUUUCAUUAGUUCUUUCUACUGUGGCUGAUAUUCCCCCAGAAGCUAAAGACUUUAUAAAAAAGAAUCCUGAAGCAGGUGCAGCAUUUUUGAGCAGAAUCACAUUCAACUGGUUAAACAGUAUGGUCUUAAAAGGCUACAAACAACCUCUGGUUCAGGAGGACAUGUGGGAUCUGAAUGAGAGUGAUAGCACUGCUUUCAUCAAUGAGCGUUUCCAGCAUUUCAUGAAGCCUGAGUUGGAUGCAGCUAGGGUCCGCUUCCAGAACAAGAUGAAAAACAAAUCAGCUAAAACCAGAGACAGUGCCCAGGAAGACCCACAGCAAAAUGGGCUUUCCAGUGGUCUGGGGAAAGGAGUCAGUCAGGAUGUACUAAUGAUGGAGGAAAGGGGGAAGAAGGAAGAUGAAAAGAAGAAAAAGAAAAAGGACAAAAAGAAGGAGGAAGAGAACUAUCCCAAUUCAUGGCUCAUUGCCACCCUUUACAAGACCUUUAAAUGGAUUCUGAUCGAAUCUGCCUUCUUCAAACUUCUGCAAGAUGUGCUAACCUUUGUCAGUCCUCAGCUCCUUAAAUUGAUGAUCUCGUUCACUCAGGACAAAUCCAGAUAUGCCUGGGAGGGCUAUUUGUAUGCAGUGUUGCUGAUGGUGGUGGCUCUGCUGCAGUCUCUGACCCUGCAACAGUAUUUCCAGCGCUGCUUUGUGUUGGGCAUGAGGGUUCGCACUGCACUUAUGGCUGCUGUGUACAAAAAGGCAUUAGUGGUGUCCAAUGACACUCGUAAGGAGUCAACAGUAGGGGAAACGGUGAACCUGAUGUCAGCAGAUGCCCAGCGCUUCAAUGAUGUGACCAACUUUAUCCACCUGCUGUGGUCCUGCCCUCUGCAGAUCAUCAUAUCCAUUGUUUUCCUGUGGCUGGAGUUAGGGCCUUCUGUGUUGGCAGGACUGGGAGUCAUGGUGUUAAUGGUUCCAAUCAAUGGAUUUCUGGCAACCAAGGCCAGAAAACUCCAGGUAGAGAACAUGAAGUUUAAAGAUGAGAGAAUGAAAAUCAUGAAUGAACUUCUAAACGGGGUCAAGAUUCUGAAGCUGUAUGCUUGGGAGCCAUCCUUCCAGAAGCAGGUGGAAGACAUUAGAGGGGAAGAACUAAAAGUCAUGAAGAAGUUUGCCUACCUGACAGCCGUGUCUACCUUUAUCUUCACCUCUGCUCCAGCUCUGGUUUCUCUGGCCACGUUUGCAGUAUUUGUUAGUGUGAGCAAGGAUAAUGUGUUAACUGCUGAGAAAGCUUUUACUUCCAUCUCUCUCUUCAACAUCCUCCGAUUUCCUCUUGCCAUGCUGCCCAUGCUCAUUGCUUCCAUUGUGCAAACAGCAGUGUCUAAGAAGCGCCUGGAGAAGUUUCUGGCAGGGGAAGACAUCGACAGUGACAUUGUGCGCCAAGACCCCAGUUUCAAUACUGCUGUGAGCGUAUGUGAUGGUUCCUUUGCUUGGGAAAAAGAUGCAAAGCCUCUGCUGAAAGAUGUGAAUUUGGACAUUGAGCCUGGUCGGUUGGUUGCCGUAGUGGGAGCUGUUGGGUCAGGAAAGUCGUCUCUUAUGUCAGCCCUCCUUGGAGAGAUGCACAGUACCAAAGGUUUUAUCAACAUUAGGGGUUCUCUUGCUUUUGUGCCACAGCAAGCCUGGAUUCAAAAUGCCACUUUGAAGGAUAAUAUCUUGUUUGGAUCUCCACAUGAGGAAGAGAGGUUCAAAAAAGUUAUACAGGCCUGUGCUCUUGCCCCAGACCUUGAGCUGCUGCCUGGAGGAGACCUCACUGAGAUUGGAGAGAAGGGUAUCAACCUCUCAGGGGGUCAGAAGCAACGUGUGAGUUUAGCCAGAGCGACCUACAGUCAGGCUGAUAUCUAUCUAUUAGAUGACCCUUUGUCUGCCGUGGACUCUCACGUAGGAAAGCAUCUCUUUGAAAAGGUUAUUGGACCCAAUGGAAUACUUAAAAACAAGGUUUGUGAGGGCCAGGACGCAGAAGACUUUGAGCUCAUCCCAGGUGGAGACGAUGCCCAACCUGACGGUGCUUUGGAGGACACUGUAUCACUUACACUUAAGCGAGAAAACAGCAUCCGCCGCAGCCAGCGCAAUGGCAGUGUCAGAUUAAGAAGAAAUACUUCUGUAAAAAAAUCUGCAAAUGCUGAUGAACCAAAGAAAGGCCAGAAGCUUAUAGAGAAGGAAACUAUGGAAACAGGACAGGUGAAGCUUGCAGUGUUCCUGCAGUACCUGCGAGCCAUGGGCUGGGGAUAUUCUGCCAUGGUUUUCGUGAUUUACUUCAUCCAAAACGCUGCUUUCAUCGGUCAGAAUUUGUGGCUGAGUGACUGGACCAGUGAUUCUGUGGAGUACUACAACAUGACAUACCCUUCCUGGAAGAGGGACACAAGGGUGGGAGUGUUCGGAGCUCUUGGAGUGGCUCAGGGUAACUGAACACUGAAUCCUUUUCUAUUUGCAAAUAUUUUCAUGUAAAUUAAGUUCAAGGAACUGUAU
Molecule: messenger RNA, 2562 nt
Organism: Pundamilia nyererei
Lineage: Eukaryota; Metazoa; Chordata; Actinopteri; Cichliformes; Cichlidae
Product: canalicular multispecific organic anion transporter 1-like
Exons: 17
Biological process (GO): transmembrane transport
Cellular component (GO): apical plasma membrane
Molecular function (GO): ABC-type transporter activity; ATP hydrolysis activity; ATP binding
Source: RefSeq, a predicted model, not a curated record